AUGCUACCUUUAAAUAAUGUCCAUUGUAUUAUUAAUCAAAUUAAUAAUCUCCAAUGUCUGAUUAAUCUUUGUUUUGUUUCAAAGAGAUUUCGUCUCAAUAUCACUUCAAGAAAGGAAAAUGUUGUUUCUAUUUCUGAUUCAAAUCUUUUUUCAAAUCUCAAUUCUUUACGAUUAUUAUCUCCUAAUGAUAAACUAAUCAAUGGUAUUGAUACAACAAUUGUAGAUUAUCCAAUCACUUAUGCUCAAUUUAAAUUAAUGUGGAAAAAUAAUAUGUCAUUUCGUCAUGUCUUAUUAAAACAUCAUGACAUCAACUCAAUUCAAACCUCUCAACCAAUUAUCAAUUUCGUUGUUCCAAAUAUUAUUAAAAGUAUUCAUGAACGUUGUUUUGUUGGAUAUACCCAAUUGUCUUCAAUUACUCUUUCUCCACCAAUACACAAAUUAGGUAUGUAUGCUUUUGACAAUUGUUCUUCACUUCAGAAAAUUAAUCUUCCAUCAUCACUCAUCGAAAUAGGCAGUCAUGCCUUUAAAGGAAUUUAUCCAAAUGCUCAAUUCACUUUUAAUGGGGAUGUAUGUUAUGCUAAUAUUCCUUUAUUUGUUUCAAAACAAUUGAUAAAACAAGGAGUUCAAUGUCCAAAUAUUCAAUUUACUCAAGAAGAUUUUAUGGGUAGUGAUCAAUUAAAUAUAACAAUUCCUUCAUGUUGUAAGUCUAUAGGCAGUGAUUGUUUUUGUCGUUGUUUUAAUUUAACUUACAUAAACCUUCCAUGUUCAAUAACAUCAUUAGAAACAAAUUGUUUUAGAGAAUGUUCUUCAAUUUCAACUCUCUCAAUCCCAUCUUCAUUAAUUUCAAUAGGAAAUGGUUGUUUCUUUAAUUGUGUUUCUUUAACUUCUUUGUCGUUUCCUGAUAAUUUGGUUUGGCUUGGUAUUGAUUGUUUACGUGGAUGUUCUUCUUUGGUAUCACUUCAUCUUCCUUCUUCUUUAUCUUCAUUGGGAAGAAGUUGUUUAGAAAAGUGUUCUUCAUUAACAACAUUAACUCUACCUAGUUCUCUCCGUUUUUUAAGUAGAAGUUGUUUUGAAAAAUGUACUUCUUUGAAACACCUUGCUUUACCAACAACAAUGACAUCUAUUGGAGAUGGUUGUUUUUACAAUUGUUUAUCAAUGACAUCCAUUACUAUUCCUUCUUCUGUACAAGUUUUUGAGAGGUUUUGUUUUGGUAAUUGUUCACAACUUUCAGGGAUGGGAAAUAUUCCUAAAGAGUGUUUUAAACAACGACCAAUAAAGUGUUAA
Messenger RNA from Entamoeba histolytica HM-1:IMSS, 1284 nucleotides. RefSeq lists its product as uncharacterized. The transcript has a single exon. The record is from RefSeq and is a predicted model, not a curated record. The coding region runs from base 1 to 1284 and encodes 427 amino acids. Lineage: Eukaryota; Evosea; Mastigamoebida; Endamoebidae.